AGCACUAGACGACUAGACCUCAGAGAGCCGCUCACUCCAUCCCGUCGUCCCCUUCUUCGCCAGCGCCCGCGGCCACGCUGCCGCCGCCGAAAUCGCCACCAGCCUCCUUCCAACGAAGCACGGCGGUUACCCUGAAGGUUCUUCUUCAUCAGCGGGCAAGAUCGGCGAGGCGAGCCUUCGUCUACCGCAGCUUCUCCAUCGAUGCGAGAUAAUGGCUCAUCGUGGACACCUAGAUGGACUGAGUACCCAAGCUCCAGGUUUGAUGCGCCAUGGUUCCUUCGCUGCAGCUAGCCUCUCUAGGCUCUCAUCUUUGGACUCUUCGGCCACACUGGAGAUGCUGGAGAACAAGCUUUCCAUGCAAACUGCAGAGGUAGAAAAUCUUAUCAGGGAGAAUCAGCGGUUAGCAAAAAGCCAUGAGGUCUUGAGGCAGGACAUUGUUGAUACUGAGAAAGAGAUGCAAAUGAUUCGCGCCCACCUAGGUGAAAUUCAGGAAGAGACUGAUUUGCAAAUUAGAGAUUUAUUGGAGAGAAUCAGGUUAAUGGAGGCAGACAUACAUAGUGGUGAUGCAGUGAAGAAGGAGCUUCACCAAGUGCAUAUGGAGGCAAAGAGACUUACUGCUGAAAGGCAGAUGCUAACCCUUGAGAUAGGGAAUGUGACUAAAGAACAACAUAAAUUCUCUGCUUCUGUUGACAAUAAAAACCUUCCUGAAUUGUUUGCUGAGCUAGACGGGCUACGAAAAGAGCAUCAUAGUCUACGAUCUCAAUUUGAAUAUGAGAAAAAUACAAACAUCAAGCAAGUUGAGCAGAUGCGGACAAUGGAAAUGAACUUGAUUACCAUGACUAAAGAGGCAGAGAAGUUACGUGCUGAUGUGGCAAACGCCGAAAGGCGGGCACAGGCAGCACAGGCAGCAGCAGCAGCUCAGGCGGCUGGUGCGCAGGUGACAGCUUCACAGCCUGGGACAGCACAAGCUACAGCGGUGUCAGCCGCCGCAAACCCAUAUGCAAGUGCAUAUGCCAAUUACCCCUCCGCAUAUCAGCAUGGAACCCAGCCAGGGGCGUAUCAGCAGGGAACCCAGCCAGGGGCGUAUCAGCAGGGAACCCAGCCAGGGGCGUACACCUACACAACAGCUUAUGAUGCUGCUACUGCUUACCAGAUGCAUGCUGCGCAAGGUAAUGCAUAUGCAGGUUAUUCUGGCUAUCCAGUUGCAGCCUAUGCGCAAAGUGCACUGCACAGUUAUCCUGCUGCCUAUGCUGUACCUCCGCACCCAGUAAGCAGCAGUGCAGCUACGGAUGUUGCAAGCCUAUAUGGCACAGUUGGUAGCGCCGGAUAUCCUGCGGGGCAAGUUCAGCCGAGCAGUGGCACUGCCAACGCAGGGCAAGAACCACCACCAACGGCACCUUAUCCUGGCACAUAUGACCCAACCAGGGCCCAGAGGUGAAAUCCGGGAUGUGAACCAAAUGACUGUUUGCCAUACACAUUAUAUUAAGUGGACACAUAGAUUCGCUUCUA
Phragmites australis (common reed) is the source of this 1509-nucleotide messenger RNA. RefSeq names its product protein FLX-like 4. The transcript is spliced from 5 exons. The record is from RefSeq and is a predicted model, not a curated record. Bases 212 to 1438 code for a protein of 408 amino acids. NCBI's taxonomy places the organism in Eukaryota, Viridiplantae, Streptophyta, Magnoliopsida, Poales, Poaceae.